CCCUGGGUCUGUGCAGUGACCAGCCAGUCCCCUGAGAACUUUCCCUCCAGCACCAGGGAAAAUGGGAUUUUUGCUCCUUGUAAUUUUCGCUGUAGCAGCUUUGGAAGGUGCCUGGUCCCAGUCACUGGCGGAGUCCGGAGGGGAUGUGAAAAAGCCCGGAGACUCUCUCCGCCUCUCCUGCAAAGCCUCCGGGUUCACCUUCAGCAGCUACUAUAUGGACUGGGUCCGCCAGGCUCCUGGCAAGGGACUAGAAUGGGUCGCUCAAAUAUACCCCGGUGGGAGUACUACAUACUACCUUGAUUCAGUGAAAGGCCGAUUCACCAUCUCCAGGGAUGAUUCCAAGAGUGAGCUGUAUCUGCAAAUGACCGGCCUGAAGCCCGAGGACACCGCCCGCUAUUACUGUGCGAGAGACACAGUGAAACGAAACCGACCUGGCACGUUGGCUCUCCCGGGCCCGUCUCUGUGUCAGACUCACAGGACAGCGUCUGUCAGGGUCCCGUACAUGAGCCAUGACAUCCCACCGGUGCACCAGCACCCUGCUGUUCAUAAGUGUCUGGAGUCUGAUGAUGUCCUGGCUCUCUGCUGUGUCCUGUCCCAGCUCCAGCGCCAGCUCCAGGAGUCCGGCCCGGGGAUGGUGAAGCCCGGAGAGACCCUCACACUCACCUGCACUGUCACCGGGGGCACCAUCACUAGCAGCUACUACUGGAAUUGGAUACGCCAGGCCCCAGGCCAAGGGCUGGAGUGGAUGGGAUACUGGAGUGGGAGUACAGGCUACGCCCCGUCUCUCCAAGGCCGAAUCACCAUCUCCGUGGAUUCUUCCAACACCAAAUACUAUCUGCGGCUGAGCUCGCUGACAGCUGCAGACACCGGCACCUAUUACUGCGCCAGAGACACAGUGACACAGGGCAGAGCAGGGACUGUACAAAAAGGGGAAGUGGAUUCUAAGCAAAGCAGUGGCCUCUCCCCGGUGCAGCAUGUCUUGACCGGCCCAGGAGCGGUGAAGCCCGGAGAGACCCUCAGUAUCACCUGUGUCGUCUCUCAGGUGCAGCUGAUCCAGAUCGUCCGGGAGCGGUGA
Messenger RNA from Malaclemys terrapin pileata, 1075 nucleotides. RefSeq lists its product as uncharacterized. NCBI's taxonomy places the organism in Eukaryota, Metazoa, Chordata, Testudines, Emydidae. Gene Ontology annotation, molecular function: antigen binding; immunoglobulin receptor binding. The transcript is spliced from 7 exons. Gene Ontology annotation, biological process: phagocytosis, engulfment; defense response to bacterium; positive regulation of B cell activation. Gene Ontology annotation, cellular component: external side of plasma membrane; immunoglobulin complex, circulating; blood microparticle. Bases 62 to 1075 code for a protein of 337 amino acids. The record is from RefSeq and is a predicted model, not a curated record.